GGUUUUAAUGAAAUGUACACAUUAUCCCUAUUUUAUCCACACAUUAUCCUUAUUUUAUCCUCACAUUUCCUUUUAUUUACAGAGAAACCACUGUAUAAGGUUCCAUUUAUAACAUCAACCACCAUUCCCAUUUCGUUGUCAAGCAACCCAGAAUCAUUCCCUAUGUUUCUUCCCCAUCUUUCUUCCCUGUUUUCUUGUCUGUCUUCUUCCUCAUCCAAUCUGAGAAGCAAACCGAAAAUCCCUAAUUCUCAUUUCCCAUCUUGUUCGGUUUUUCCCCAUCUUCUUUAGUUCCUUUUCUUCAUCAGUUCUUCCCCAUCUUAUUUGGUUCUUCCCCUUCUUCUUUCUCAACCAACCUGAAAAGCAACCCAAAAUCCCUAAUUUUCCUCUUCAGUUUCCCAAUCAACUGCUAUGAAGAAGAGUGUUCACUUAUUGCCACUAAAGACCAGCACAAGGAGCUUGAAGAUUUGGAUCUUGGGCAAUUCGGUCUACUUGUUCCAAAUCUAUAAAGCUACAUUUUCAACUGGACUUAGAUAAGCGUCCGGAAGGCUCCCGAAAACCCACCAUUUUUCUACGCCUUCCUUUUCCAGCCAUCCUUUGCAGCUUUUUUCCUUCUUCCUCCAACCAAGAUUGAGGUGCAAGGAGCACUCUUCACUUGGAAUCCUUUUCAAUUUCUACUGUCCUCUUCAAUAAGGCACUUGAUUUUUAAGUAAGUGUAAGUUUAGCUAUAGAUUUGGGUUAGAGUUUUGGGGGAAAAAUUAUGGAAUUGGUUAUAUCAUACACAAAAAUUAGUUUAAGUGGUGGGAUAUGACUAUAAAUCUUUUGUUUAAAAAAUUUUUUAGUAUUAGAAUUUUUGUUUAGUAAAAUUUGGAAUUUUGGGCAUUGGUGGAGUGUAGAGCCGGAAGUGGAUUUUGGUUGAUGUUGGAAUUCUUUGUGAAUUUUUAUUAGCUAAUUACUUGCUGGAACUAUUCACGUAUUACUGUUCACAUGUUAUUGUUCACGUAUCACUGUUCAUGUGUUAUUGUUCACAUAUCACUGUUCACGCGUUAUUGUUCACGUACACUAUUCACGCAUUACUGUUCACACACUAUACUUUAAUAUCUUAAUAAGAAGUUUUAUGGAAUAUGUGAAAUAUGUAUGUGGUUAUUAGUAUGCACUUGAAUUGUCAGUAUCACUGAUUAAUGGAAACAUUAAAUGGGAUAAAGUUCUAAUAUUAUUUUGGACAUAUUCUGAAAUUGUUUAACAUGCAUAUGUGUUUGUGGCUAUGGAGUAAGUAGACCUAAACUUAAAGCUUAGGGUAUUCAGUGGACCCUCCGAGAUAUUCAGUGGAUCCUUUGGGGUAUUUAAUGGAUCUCUAUGCAGUAGGGUUAGUACUGUAAUUAGCUCUGGUACAAUAUUACUAGCACACAUAAGUAAACUCUAUAGUAAUGUGUGAUUUUCAAUUUUAUACAUUGUGUUUGUGACAUCGUGUUUGUGAGUAUAUGAUUUUAUUAUAUGAAUUUAAUUUAAAGGUUAUUGAUUAUUCCUUGACAUGUGUGGUUAUGAUUUAAGAUAUUAAGUUAUUAUUUAAAUACUGGGAAUUAUAAUAUUAUGUGAUUUGGUUCCGUUGUAUCUCAUGCUCUUUGUAUGUAUAGGUCUAAGGGUCUUAGGACCCAAGUUUAUAACUUAAACUUAAUACUUACUGGGCUUUUAGCUUAUAAAAUUCCCCCCAUUUUAGAUCCGUAGAUUAGAGUAGUAGUCACUAGCUAGGGAGUUUCGAUAGAGGUCUCGUAUGCUCAUUGUACGUAAAAGAUAGGACCUUGUGCUUUUAAUAUGGAGGUGGAUCAAUGUGUUACCAAAACGACGAUUCGGCAUUUGAUAUUUUGAAAAGCUUUUGAGAAGGGUUCACCCUCAUGAUUGUGUAAAUUACUUUUAUGUAUAUAAUAUUUAAACUAAUUAAAUGAACUUAGCCCA
Molecule: messenger RNA, 1950 nt
Organism: Rubroshorea leprosula
Lineage: Eukaryota; Viridiplantae; Streptophyta; Magnoliopsida; Malvales; Dipterocarpaceae
Source: the annotation of a GenBank genome assembly